Molecule: messenger RNA, 1335 nt
Organism: Dermatophagoides farinae (American house dust mite)
Lineage: Eukaryota; Metazoa; Arthropoda; Arachnida; Sarcoptiformes; Pyroglyphidae
Product: Kv channel-interacting protein 4
Molecular function (GO): calcium ion binding
Source: RefSeq, a predicted model, not a curated record
AAUAGAAAUUCGAAUCAUUCGAUUGGCUAUUUUUUUUUUUUUUUGAAUAAUCUGAAUCAAAAGAAAAUAAACAACGACAACAGAAACAGACAAUGUUUAGAUUUAGAUUUUCUUAAUGCAAAAACAAAAUUCAACAUUCUAAAUGAAAAUUUUUCUUUGGCUUCAAAUCACAUCCAUUUUCAAUCUAAUUUUUUUUUCUGUGCCACAAACAAACGAUUAAAAGUUCUGCCACAUAUCUACAGAUACAACAUACACACACACACACACAACCAUCACAGCAGCAGAUCGAUCAAGAUUUAAUCAUCGUUUGUGUAUACAAAGACAUCGAAAAUGCGAUUGACUAAAAAUCCGUUUGAAAUAUUUGAUAGUGAAUUCGAUGAUUUGGAUGCACCGAAUGUUCAUUUUCGACCCGAAGCAUUGGAAACAUUAUGUCAAUUGACUAAAUUCACUAAAAAAGAAUUACAAAUGAUUUAUCGUGGUUUCAAACAGGAAGCACCAAGUGGUGUGGUUCGUGAAGAUAGUUUCAAACAUAUUUAUUCACAAUUUUUUCCAAAAGGAGCCGAUGUCAAUCAAUAUGCUCAUUAUGUUUUCAAUACAUUUGAUCCUGAACGUACUGGUAUUGUUACAUUUACGGAUUUUGUCAUUGGACUUUCUGUAUUGUCACGAGGAACUAUACAAGAUAAACUUAAAUGGAUUUUUAGCCUAUACGAUGUUAAUUGUGAUGGUGUCAUCAGUAAAGAUGAUCUAAGUCGUGUUAUUAUUUCCGUAUAUGAUUUAUUGGGCAAAUCUGUACAGCCACAGGUGGAUGAAUCCACUUAUAAACAACAUAUCGAUCGUGUAUUCAAGAAAUUAGAUCUCAACAAUGAUGGUAUCGUAACAUAUGAGAUUUUCGUUGAAGCUUGUAAAAAAGACGAUGAUCUAUUACAAUCAUUCGAUGUAUUCAAUACAUUACUGUGAUGAUGAUUUUUAUCAGUUUUUUUUCUGUUCUGGACAACAACAAUAACGACAACAACAACAACGACAACAUAUAUUUACCAGAAAAAAAACGACACAACAACAAUCUCUGCACAAAUGAAACAAAAAAAUAAUGGCUGACAGCAAAUGUGAGAAAUGAUUUUAUGCUGCUGUUCAUGUUUUUUUUUAUUGUGUUUCAUAUCCACAUCUCUCGAUAUAUUCUAUCUUUUUGAUCAAUGACGAAUAUUCUUGCCAUCAUAUAUUCCACAUUAUCUUGAUAUCCAUAAUAAUAAUGAUAAUUAUAAUGUUGUGGUCAUCAUUUCUCAUCACCACAUCAUCAUCAUGAUUCACAAAUCACAAAUCUAUCUUUACACACACACA